AUGUCGGCUCCCGCUCUCGAGCCUCCCCCGCCCGUCGCGCGCCUCGACGGCGCACCGCGAAGGCUGCCCAAGGGCGCGAGCGACCCGAUCUCCCAGACAGGCGGCGGUUGCGAGUGCGACCGCUCGAAGGGCGCCGUCGUCCUCUUCUACGCGUACGUGCCCAUCGCCGACCCGGCGUCGCUGGUCACCGAGCUGCGCGCGACGUGCGGGUGCAACGGCGUGACCGGCAAGCUGAGGAUCGGACGCGAGGGCAUCAACGGGACCGCCGCGGGGACCCACGCGGGGAUCGACGCGAUGAUCGAUGCGCUCGCGUCGUGCGCUCGUGAACCCCGUCUCGCGGCGGCGGCGAAGAGCCUGGACUACAAGCACGCGCCGGGUUGCGCGUGCCUCUUCGACGAUCUCAGCGUGAGACUCGUCCCGGAGAUCGUGCCGUUCGAGCCGUCCGCCGGCGGCGCCAAGUCGGCGAGGAAGAAGAGACGAGGAGGGCGACACGCCACCGUCGGCGGCGACGACGACGGCGGCGAGAGAGGGACCGAGACGGACGCCUCGGCACCCUCGGCACCCUCGGCAUCCUCGGUACCCACGCCGUGUCCCGUGGGGUACCUCGACCCCCGCGACUUCCACGACGCCGUCCGCGACCGCGCCGCGUCCGCGUCCGCGUCCGACGUCGUCGUCCUCGACGUCCGCAACUGGUACGAGAGCCGGGUGGGUCAUUUCGACGGCGCGGUGCUCGCGCCCAUACGGCGGUUCAGUCAGCUUCCGGAGUACGUCGAACGUAACAGGAGCCUGUUCCACGGGAAGGACGUUUUGAUGUACUGCACCGGGGGUAUCCGGUGCGAGAAAGCCGCGAGGUACCUCGCGUCGCUCGGGGGAAACGACGGAGAAAAAAACGCGGGGGUGACCGGUCGUCCGAGGUCGGUGCGGCAGCUUCGAGGCGGGAUCGUGGCGUACGCGCGCGACGUCCUCGGUGCCGAGGCGGGUGCCGAGGCGGGUGCGGAGACGAAGUCGGCGUACAAGGGAUUGAACUUUGUCUUUGACAACCGGGGAGCGGUGCCGGUGACGAGCGACGUCGUGACGUGGUGCGACGGUUGCGGGGCGAAGUCCAAUCGACUGGGGAAGUGCGCGGGUAUCGGGUGCCACGUCAUCCUCGUGGUCUGCGAAGCGUGCGGCGGCGGCGGAAACGGCGACGGAAAUGGUGCCGAGGCGAGGGUGUUCUGCUGCGGGAGCUGCGAGGCGCAGGAGAUGGCCCGGGCAGAGACAACCGCGGGGGCGAAACUAAAACGAAAACCGUGCGAGUGCGACGGGUACGAGGCUAGGCGCCGUCGCCUCCUCCCGACGCCUAAUUAG
Messenger RNA from Micromonas commoda, 1347 nucleotides. RefSeq lists its product with no specific name. The record is from RefSeq and is a predicted model, not a curated record. Bases 1 to 1347 code for a protein of 448 amino acids. NCBI's taxonomy places the organism in Eukaryota, Viridiplantae, Chlorophyta, Mamiellophyceae, Mamiellales, Mamiellaceae. The transcript has a single exon.